Hypoxylon fragiforme is the source of this 2082-nucleotide messenger RNA. RefSeq lists its product as uncharacterized. The coding region runs from base 1 to 2082 and encodes 693 amino acids. The transcript has 5 exons. The record is from RefSeq and is a predicted model, not a curated record. NCBI's taxonomy places the organism in Eukaryota, Fungi, Ascomycota, Sordariomycetes, Xylariales, Hypoxylaceae.
AUGCUACCCUUGAAGAGUACUUCUCGCGGCGAAGGCAGCGAUAUGCCAGCAACGAAAGAAAGCAUUCCCCAGGACAGUGUUGAAGCCGUACCCAAGUCAUUCAGUUCUGAACGCUUCCAAGCCAUGGGAGAUACCGACACAAUAGUAUUCGGUCGCCAGAGUCUUUCAGACUCCUCUGCCUCACACGUCGGUGUGCAGUCUGUCACUGAUCCAAUUGCAACUGAUGCUGCGCCCACCUUCUCAGGUGGAUUCCUUCUUGCAGGAAGUUCUAUUCAGGGACCUCAUGGCAGCGACAAUGCCGAUGACCAACUUCUGAAGAGCGCGAUGAUACAAACAUAUGUUCAAAUGCGCGGCCCCGAUAUGGGAUAUACACCUGGCUUGGAGCUAGAGGAUAUGACCAAGAACCCUCAGCAGCUUUCUUCCAAGGGAAAGUGUAUCCCUCCCCACCCCUUGCGCCCACAUGGGAAGAAGAAUAUCGUAAAAAUGCUGGCCAAGGCAGGUAAGGCUCCAGAUCUCAAGGAUCUGGAAGGAGACUCUCCUGGAGACACGGUCUCCCAAGCACUCAAGAAGGCUGCCUAUGAUACUGAGCCCCAGGCAGGUCCAAGCCAGACAAUGAAUGAUGCAACACAAUCCAGAGAUAAGGCCCGUAUUUUUCUAGACGGUCUGCUUGAUACUGAGGGCUUUAACACUACCGGUAGAGUCACACCAAGCAUUCUAGCUUUGUGGUCUACAGGAUCGAAGAAGUGGAAUGAUGUGAAGCAAAAGGAUCCUGAGGAGUUUCUUGGUGCUGCUUCUCGAAUUCGACUCUUAGCGACUGUCCCCUCUGUUCCUCAGGUGGGCCAUUACCCUAACUGGACUAGAAGCAUAGUGCCCCAGUUUGAUCAGCACACGGGAGAAGAGAUUUCUCCCUUCUAUUUCGUUCCCACUAAUCCUUCUCUCAUCAACACACCUCCCGGUGUCCCCGACACGGUCGUCAGCGCGCGAUUUUACGACUCGUACAGUCGAAUGGUCCCUCUAGUUGCAAACCAGAAUCGUGACCAUGUGUACGGGAAGUUUGUUAGAAGCGUGAUAGGAACCAGUACUGAUGAGUUUUACUCUCAGUCUUCAGCAGAUCACGCUACGGCCAAUUCGGGCAGAUUUGGGAUCCCACAUCUAACGGGAUCCCAAAUCCCCGGUUGGAUUGACGCGCAUCGCGGGGCCAUUCAGGUCCAGAACGCUCAACGCGAGGCGCUUGAGAAGGCAAUCGUCAAUCAGGAGCGACAGAUUGACGCCUUGUUGGACGAGAGAGAGAACUUACGUUUCUCUCUCUCGCUCCUUCAAGAGCGUCAAGAAGUCGGCUCCCGUGCCCGCUCUCACGCCGAGCAGGCCAAGAAGGAUGGAGAAGACGUUGCCCACGCGGGCCGCAUCCGCGGCCAAGUCGCCGUCCGCGAGGUCCAGCACAAUCUCGGCGUAGCCGCCCUUCGUCGUGCCGAAGCCCAGCUGAGGCACGACGACGGCGCGCGCUACGUCGAGCGCCUCGAGCAGCAGAUCGCAGCAGAGCGCCGAGAGAUCGAGAAGAUCCGGUCGCAAGAGGACGAUGACGACGACGAGUUCGAGCGUCCUCGUCCGAGCAGAGGGCUGGCUGGCUCCUCACGAGAAGCUGAUCCCUUCCGGCCAGCCAGUCCCUCGACGGAAGCUGGGCCCUCGAAGCCGGCCCGCCGCCCUCGCCACGUAGUCCGAUCCCAGUCUACCACCUCGUCCAUCGACGGCGUCAAGGCCCACUACUGCAAGUAUUGCCACCAGCCCAGCUUCCGCUCGGACGAGAGCGCUCCCAUCGCCAAGCCGGCAGUCAAGUACGACAUCUACGAGGGCAAGAAGGCGCCCAAGAUCGUCCACACGGCGGUGCAGAUCCCGAGCGGCAUGCCGAUGGAGCCGUUCAGCUUCGCCCCGUCCCCACCAUCGCGUGACAAGGUAAAGGGCAAGGGCAAGGCGAGGGCGCGGCGCGUGAUGUCCUUUGGUGCGCACUCCGACAACGAUGCCGGUCAAGAGUGGGAAGACGAUGCCUCCGAUUCGUCUUCCCGCCGUCAAGGUCGUGCGCACUAA